Eriocheir sinensis (Chinese mitten crab) is the source of this 17626-nucleotide messenger RNA. RefSeq lists its product as uncharacterized. Gene Ontology annotation, cellular component: extracellular region; extracellular matrix. Lineage: Eukaryota; Metazoa; Arthropoda; Malacostraca; Decapoda; Varunidae. The coding region runs from base 465 to 16973 and encodes 5502 amino acids. Gene Ontology annotation, molecular function: chitin binding; protein binding. The transcript is spliced from 90 exons. The record is from RefSeq and is a predicted model, not a curated record.
CAGGGCAGGGGGGGCACCGCAGGAGGAACCGGCAGGAUGCAAAUGUUGGGUUCACGAAAAUGAUUUUAUUCGCGUCUCAGAAACCCGAUUAGGCAAAGAUUCGGGUCAGUAAGGACGCGACGACACGGCAGCGCGACGCGAGUGUAAAGAGAUGAGGGCAGGCGGCCAUGGUCACGUGGGGGAGCUGGAGGGGAAGGGGGCUUAGGAUUGGUUACAUGCAACUGGAAAACUGGCAACAUCCACGUGACGCCAGCACAGGACAGCGCCGCAGGUCAGCAGACUGAUCACACAGCGUCUGCCACUCGCCCAGCCAACAUCGCCUUGCUGCUCUCCGAUCCGCAUUCACCCACCAGCCACUUCUGCGUCCCCCUCACCGAUUCUCCUCGCCGACGCCAUAACUAUGAGCCAAUCUUAGUGCGGCGUCUAGGAGUUUUUCAUAACGUGCGGGGCCAUCGCUCCCCAAGAUGGUGGCCCACUUCUCCCCGAGGGCGAGCCUCUGUGGCCCCCUCCUGGCCCUCGUGUUCCCCCUGCUGAUGUUACUACCGGAGUCCUCCGUAGCCGGCAUGUCCAAGACCUUCCUCGGCUCCAAUAACUUCAACCCCCAAGACCAGCCGCAGAGGACGUACUACCCCACGCAGCAGUUCAGCAGAUUCCGGCGAGACCAACUCAACGACGAAGAGUCACCGUUCGCGGGCUACCCUGGCUUUGGAGCGACGUCAGCCUUCCGCGGCUCCAAGGGCUUCGGUUCCAGGAAGGGUGGGUCCCGCAGCCCUCCUGGAUCCAGGCCCCAGCCGCCGCCUUUCCCUGGCUUUGGAGGAGGCCCAGAUUCCUUCCUGGAUGAGGGCACAACGGAACGGAGUGCUCCCGAUGAUGACAGCUUGCAGGCCUUCCAGUUCAGUGGCAUGCCGGGCUUCAGCACCCUCCUAGGGGGAUCCGGCGGGUCCCGGCCGGCUGGUGUCGGCAAGGGUGGCGCCCCAAGUUCUUCAUUUGUCUUUCCGGAUGGCUCCUCCACUUUUGGCAGCCGCGACUCCUCUCCUGGGUUCUUCAAUUCAAGGACCAACUUAGCUUCACGUCCAGGGGUCCCAGCUGUGCGUCCAGGGGCGGCACGGCCGGGGGUACCUGCGCCGCCUGGCCGUCCCCAGGGAGUUGAUUAUUCAGAGGGGGGAAUCCCGUCCUUCACCGGCGCGGCACAAGGCGGUGGCCUACGCCUCACGCCCGAAUCUGGCUCCUCACGCUUCGGUGGAUCUUCGAGUUCCUUCUUCGGCGGUAGCAGCAGUGGGUCGUCGGCCUCCAGACCCUCGUCCUCCAGCAGCCAGUUCUCCUCCUUCCUGCCUCCUUUCCCCGGGUCCAGCGGCAACACUUUCAGCGCCACGGGCGGCGGCACCUUCGGCUCUCCGGGGUCCAGCACCUUCGGUUCUCCUGGGGGCAGCACUUUCGGUUCCCCAGGAGCCAGUGCCUUCGGCUCCCCGGGGGCCAGCACCUUCGGCUCCCCCGGCACCAGCGGCCUUGGUUCCCCGGGCACAGGCGCUUUUGGAUCAUCGUCCAUCAAGUUUCCAACUGAUAUCAACUUCCCUAACUUGUUCCAACCCGAGGGCGGCUCCGCUCCCUACCUUCCUCCAAGCUCCACGGGCCUCGGUGAGCCCCUGGCCGGCGGAAACUUGCCGUACCCCAUCCCGGACGAACUGUCCAAAAUAUUCUUCGGCAACAUCCCCUCCACCACCACCAAGCCGCCGCGGAGGGUGACAUCAGCCGAGGACAUCAACAGAGUGUUCAGCGGCAUCGCGGACCCGGAGGCGGAGACCUUUGACGAGGACUACGAGGAGGAGCACGAGCUGGCCCGGAGAACUGACAUCCCUACCAAGAGCACCAGCUACCUGCGAGUCCCCGAGACACAGAGAGCCUGCACCACCGAGCCGUCCAGUCCAGCCAACGGAAGGAUCGACUGCUCCCCCUACUCAGGCUGUCGCGCCGUCUGCAACUCCCGGUACCAGUUCCCGACGGGCGAGCGGCGGUUCUUCCUGCGCUGCGAUGACGGAGAGUGGGUCGUGGCCGGGGGCAAUCGCGGUGACCAUAUGCCUGACUGUGAACCCAUCUGCCGCCCGCCCUGCCAGAACAAUGGUAUCUGCCUGGCCCCGAGCAGGUGUCAGUGCCCCGAUAACUGGGAGGGGCCGACGUGCGAGGUCCCCAAGGCCCCGCCCCGCCAGACCUGCUCCAAGAAGCCCCCGACGCCGGCCAACUCCAAGAUCUUCUGCGGUAGAGAUGAGUGCAACGCGAGGUGCCACGAGGGUUACCACUUCGCCGAGGGCAUCACCAGGCUCUCGUACAUGUGUGAGGACGGGGAGUGGGUCAUCAGGCACGAGAGGUUCGCUGGCAGCACACCUGACUGCGAGCCCAUCUGUGACCCGGCCUGCAUCAACGGCGGCCGCUGCAUCGCCCCAGACGUGUGCGAGUGUACCCAAGAAUACCGCGGCGACCACUGCCAGUAUCCCAUCUCGAACUGUGACCCGAAGAAGAUGGGUUUCAACGGCGGGUACAACUGCUCCGGGGAGGGCAUGGAGUUCGGGUGUGUCCUCUGGUGCCCCGAGCCUGUGGAGUUCGAAUUCCCGGCCGCUGGCUUCUACAACUGUGACUACGCUACAAGCACUUGGUCACCCUCACCCAUACCGACUUGUGAUUACGAGGCCUUAAAGGAGCUACUGGGAGAAGGUGGCGCUGCGGGGGUCAUCUUGGAGGGGCAGACGGAUGACGUGACCUCUGCCCCUGGUACCGACGCCCCGCCCACGCCCGCCCCCAUCAGGAAGCUGCCCGGCUCCUGCUUCACCUGGUCGAACUCCCACUACAAGACGUUCGAUGGGAAGGUGUACAGUUUCGAGAGCAGCUGUCCCUACACCCUCUUGCGGGACAUCACCCACGGCACCUUCAGCGUCAACCUGCGCAGCGCCGAUGACUGUGAAGGUGCGUCCUGCCCGAGGAACAUCCAGCUCUUCCUUGAGGACGAAGAGUACCUCCUCCAGAUGGCCGACAGUGGACAGCCGAGCCUCGAGUACAAGGACACGAGUCUGGCCAUCCCGGGGCAGAUGAACGGCGUGGUGUCAGAACGUGUCGCCCACUUCGUCAUCCUCAAGGUCUCCGGGCUCGGCCUCACCCUGAAGUGGGACAUGCAGAGCCUGGUGGUGGCCGAGGUCAGCGAAGUGUUAUGGAACAGGACGGGCGGUCUGUGUGGUGGGCGCGACGGCGUGAUGGACAACGAUUGGAGUUACUCUGACGGCGCCACCGAGAACAGCCUGAGCGCCUUCCUGCAGGCCUGGCAGGCGAAGCUCCUCGGGGAGCGGUGCCUGGACCAGCCCCGCACCAGACACCCUUGCGGCCGCCCCUCCCCCACGGACCCCGCCGUCACCUUCUGCUCCCGCCUCCAGACCGACCCGAGGUUUGCCGACUGUAGACAGGUGGUGGACGUGGAGCCGUUCAUCAAGGCGUGCCGCUGGGACCACUGCAGCUGCGAGAAUCAGAACCGGGAGGAAUGUGCGUGCCAGUCCUUCGAUGCCUUCUUCAGGGAGUGUGCCAGCGCCGGGGUGACCGUGCCCGGGGGGUGGCGCUCUCAGGACCUCUGCCCCAUGUCUUGCAGUGACGGGAAGGUAUACAACCCCUGCAUGGCGGCCAUCCAGGCGAGGUGUGGCCAGCCGGCAGACAGCGUGCGGCCAGACUUCUGCGUGGAGGGUUGCGACUGCCCCGCCGGCCUGGUGCUGCACGGCGACUCCUGCGUGCCCGCCGAGGACUGUCCCUGCACCUACCGCGACAAGGAGUACAGCGCCGGCGACACCAUCCCCAACGACUGCAACUCAUGCACGUGCCUGAACGGGGAGUGGGCGUGCACGGAGGUCAAGUGUGGGUCGCGUUGUGCCGUAGUGGGUGACCCUCACUACACCACCUUCGACGGCCGCCGCUACGACUUCAUGGGCAAAUGCUCCUACUACCUGGUGCAGAGUGCGGACGUCAGCAUUGAGGCCGAAAACAUCCCUUGCGCCGGCUCCGUCUCCGAGGAGAUGAACUUCCCAGCCUCCAUCGUCGGCCAGUUCCCUUCGUGCACCAAGUCGGUUACCAUUCGGCUCGACGGCACGGUUAUCCGGCUCAAGCAGAAGCGGGAAGUGACGGUGAACGGGGUCGAACUGAAGGACCUGCCUGCCUGGGUGAACGGAGUGUACAUCAAGACAGCCUCGAGUCUCUUUAUCAUGGUGGAGCUGAGCAAUGGCCUGGACGUGUGGUGGGACGGCCAGACGAGAGUGUACGUCGACGCCCCGGCAGAGUUCCGCGGGCUGACGGCGGGUCUCUGCGGCACCUUCACCGACAACCAGCGGGACGACUUCCUCACCCCCGAAGGAGACAUCGAGCAGAACGCCAUCGCCUUCGCCAACAAGUGGAAGACCUCGGAGCGAUGCGAGAACCAGCCCCAGGCGGAGGAGGCGCGGCCCUGCGAGACCCACGUGCAGAACAAGGCGGUGGCGGAGAAGUUCUGCGCCAAGAUCAAGUCCAGCCUCUUCUCCAAGUGCCACCUCGAAGUGGACCCCGAGCCUUACUACCGCGACUGCCUCUAUGACAUGUGCUCCUGCGAGACCAAGCUGGACGGGUGUCUGUGCCCCAUCCUGGCGGCCUACAGCAAGGAGUGUGCCAGGAAGGGCAUCACCAUUGACUGGCGCGCAGAAGUUCGGGAGUGUGGUGUGCACUGUACCGGUGGACAGAAGUACCAGGUCUGCGGCAACAGCUGUUCUCGCACCUGCCUGGACUUGGCGACCAAUGUGGACUGCAAGAGGAAGUGCGUCGAGGGCUGCAAUUGCCUCGAGGGAUUCUCCUUGGACACCGAAGGCCUGUGUGUGCCCAUCACCGAGUGCCCAUGUGUCUACCAGGCCAAGGAGUACAAGCCUGGCUAUGAGAUGAUGCAGAUCCAGAAUGACGGGACCUACAGAGUCUGUGAAUGUUUCAACACGGAAUGGAACUGCUGGGAGCCACGAGGCAACGAGUCUGUAACACGGCCGCCACAAGUUCAGUGCAGCGAGGAGAACCACGAGGCCUACGUGGACUGCCUGCCAGAGGAGGAAAACACAUGCCAGACCAUGCAUCUUCGUCCAGUGGCAAGUGAGUUGUGUCGGCCAGGCUGUGUGUGUGCCCGCGGGUACGUGCGCAACACUGACAGCGGCACUUGCACCCCACACAGCCUGUGUCCCUGCCACCAUGGCGGCCGCUCCUAUGAGGAGGGCGCCACACUCACCGAGGACUGCAACACAUGCAAGUGUGAGGGAGGGCAGUGGCUGUGCACAGACACUCCCUGCUCCGGCCUCUGCACUGCCUGGGGCGACUCCCACUACAAGACCUUUGACGGCCGCAUGUACGACUUCCACGGCACCUGUGACUACCUGCUGGCCAAGGGCAAGGCCAACCGGGCAGACACCUUUGAGGUCACCAUACAGAACGUGCCGUGUGGAACAGGAGGUGUGACGUGCGCCAAGUCUGUCACGCUGAGAGUUGGCUCCGGAGACACACUGGAGACGGUUGAGUUCUCCCGCAGCAAACCUCCGCCCACCAAGAACAUGACACGAACCAUCAUCCGAGAGGCGGGACUGUUCAUAUUCGCUGAGGUGCCAGACAUGGGCCUGGUGCUGCAGUGGGACCGCGGCACACGGACCUACCUGCGCCUGGACCCCCAAUGGAAGGGCAAGGUGCGAGGGCUGUGCGGGAACUUCAAUGGGGAUGACCAAGACGACUUCCAAACCCCAGCAGGAGGCUCAAGUGAAGUGUCCGUCAAGAUAUUUGGGGACUCGUGGCGACUCCAGAAUUACUGCCCAGACAGCAUUCUCAUCAAGGACGCUUGCAGCCUCCAUCCAGAGAGGAAAGUGUGGGCAGCCAAGAAGUGUGCCAUCCUCAAGUCUGAUGCAUUUUCUCUGUGUCAUUCUGAGGUGCCCGUGGAGCCCUACAUAGAGAGGUGCCAGUUCGAUGCCUGCGCUUGUGACACAGGAGGGGAUUGUGAGUGUCUGUGUACGGCCAUUGCAGCGUACGUCCACGAGUGUAACAUCCACAGUGUGUACAUCAAGUGGCGUACACCCAGCCUCUGUCCCAUGCAAUGUGACGAGUCCUGUGAACACUAUGAGCCCUGCAUCCCCACCUGCCCCUUGGAGAACUGUGACACCCUCCUGGACCCGGACCCGCCACUCUGCACCCAAGACGCCUGUGUGGAAGGCUGUGCCAAGGAUGUGUGUCCUCCGGGCCAGGUCCACAAGAGUGCCACGGAUCUGGACUGUGUACCGAAAGCUGACUGUGAGAAGAAGUGCAUGGAGGUGGACGGAGAAGUGUUCCUGGAGGGCGACAUUAUUUCCCAGGAUGACUGCCACACCUGCACAUGCUCACGGAAGAAAAAGUUAUGUCGAGGAACGCCUUGCACCACCACCACCACCGCCACCACCACCACCACUACCCCGGCUGUCACCACCCCUGCACCCAUCCCCUCACCAGUCUUCACUCCCUCUCCUGCCCUCACCACCACCUACACACCUGAGAGAGUGACCACCCCUGCCACCACCACACCAGGCCCAGAGGAGGAGGACAAAGACUGUAGGAAUGGCUGGACAGAGUGGCUCAGUGAGGACAAGCCAAUCCCAUUCAAGAAGAACUCUGACAUUGAACCUGUGCCAGAGAGGCUCACAAAGAGCAAGAGUGGUCAAGGCUUCUGCUCCCAGAGCCAGAUGGUUGACAUCAAGUGCAGGGCUGUUGGAACCCACCGCCCUCACACCGAGCAGCCGGGGGUGACCUGCCUUCUGCAUGAGGGACUCUUCUGCCAGGGGAGGGACGACCUCUUGUCUGGAGAAGCUUGUCGAAACUAUGAGGUGUCCUUCCUCUGUGACUGCAGUCUGACAACUCUGCCGCCAGUGCUCACAACCACCCCAGCCACACCAGCCACGCCUCCGCCCGUUGUGACGCCCUCCGUUCCCCCACCAUCCGAGGAGCUUGAGAAGCCUUACACCUGCGACAACGAGGGCUGGAGUGAGUGGUUCAACCUCAACAUUCCUAACCCCGACGGUGAAUUUGAGUCUCUUGCAGAAAUUCGCAAGACCUAUUCACUGUGCCCCGACCACUACAUAGCCGAGGUGGAGUGUCGGCCAGCGCUGGGUGGAGAGCUGGAACCCUUCAUCACCUGCAACAAGCGAGGAGCAAUGUGCAGGAACAACGGAGAACUUCAGUACUGCCAAGACUAUGAAGUGCGGAUAUUAUGCACUUGCGAGUGUCAGGAUGGCCUUGGAAUGGAGAGCUACCUCAUCCCGAACGACAAGAUCACCGCCUCCUCCAUUAAGACACCCGAUGACAAGCCACAUGCUGCUCGCCUCAACGCUGAGUGGGCCUGGACGGCUCAGGAUGCACCCAAGUUUGGGGCUAAAGAUCUCUCUGAGUGGCUACAGGUUGACCUUGAUGAGAUAAAGGAGGUGACAGGUGUGGUAACUCAGGGGCAUCCGUUCUACGACCAGUACGUUGAACGCUUUGCUGUCCAGUUCUCGGAAACAGGACUAACUUGGGAGGACGUCACGGAGCCAGAAGUCAACUAUGCCAAGGAAUUUGUGGGCAACACUGACCCUGUGACCCCAGUGACCAACCUGUUCCCAGAGCCAGUGUUUGCACAGUAUGUCAGAAUUGUUCCUACUGAUUACCAUUCUGCCAUCUCCCUUAGACUGGAGCUCAAGGGCUGUGAUGUGAAGGAGACAACUACUCCUCCUCCAGCUGUCACGACCCCCUCAGAGGGUGUGUGCACUGAUGGAUGGACAGAAUGGAUGAACACCCACACACCCGGCCCUGGAGAUUGGGAUGACAGAGAUGAUCUGGACACCUUGGCUGAAAAAUACACCUUCUGUGCUCCUCACAUGAUAGUAGACACAGAGUGCCGGCCAGUUGGUCCUGCGGCACCUGCCAGCCAGUACGCUAUUGUCUGCAACAUAAAUAAUGGUCUUUUCUGCAACGAUGGCCUUCAGAGUCCUGACCACUGCUUUGACUAUGAGAUAAGAUUCCGCUGUGAUUGUUCACUGACCACCACUCCUCCACCCCUGGCUGUGACUACCACUGCCCCCACUCUGCCCCCAGUCCCAGAGACUUGCCACUACUUCAGCCCCCAGAUCAAGGAGCAUGAAAAAGAUUGUCGUAAAUUCUACGAGUGUGCACCAACGCUCACUGGACGGGCCUACGUGGAGAAGGAGUGUGGCCCCGGAACAUUCUACAAUCCCAGGGACUCGGUGUGUGACUUCGAGUACAAUGUUAUCCUCAUGAAGCCAGAAUGUGCUGUCACAAUAACACCUCAAAGGAUUAUCACCACCACCCCGACACCAUGCAUUGGGAACUUCUGGACGGAGUGGUUCAACGUCUCCCAUCCAGACACUGACAGUGGAGACUUUGAGACGUUCGAGAGUAUCCGGGAGGCAGGACUAGACAUUUGUGAGGACAAGUACAUCACCGACAUACAGUGCCAUUACAACAAGGUGGCCCCGCCCAAGACCCCCAGCAAGUCCCGCAGCAAGGGCCGUAGAAAAGGUCACAGCAAAGGAGGUCGUAAGGGCUACAGAGGAGAGCGUCUUGAUAGGCUUACAUCCUCACGUGUAGACUUCACCCAGAGCAACGACCGCAAUGUGGAGUGUUCCCUCACCUCCGGCCUCACUUGUCGCAACAGUGAACAGGGUGGAUGGGCCAGGAAAUGCGAGGACUAUGCCAUCAGGGUUCAGUGCUCUUGCGAAGCCACCAGAAGCACGCCUGCCGUCCCCCUGACCACGCAGCCCCCAGAGGCGAUCACGACCACCACAGGCGUCCCCACCACCACACCAGAAGUCGUAGUGGAAAAAUGUCCUCCUGGCAAACAGUACGUCCCCAACGCAAUCCCCUGCUGGCGUGUGUGUGCCUACUAUCGCUACUUCCUCAAGCAGAACGGCAUCUGUCAGCAUGACGGGGAGUACGCGCCGGCCUGCCUGGAGCAUCGCAAGCGCCAGGUCUGUCCCCCGAACAAGUACCUACGAGACAAGGACACCUGCGUCGACCUCAAGGACUGCAACUGCCGCCUCCCCGAUGGACAGCCUGCGCCGCCUGGCCGUCCCCUCCGAGUGGACCAGUGCGAGGUGUGUCAAUGUGUCAACAACUUCUUGACCUGCGACAAGACUUCAUGCAUCACCACCACGCCACCCACGCACGUUGUGACCGGCGAGCCUGAGUUUAAUUGUGCCAACUGGACUUCCUGGCUGAGUGUGUCAGUGCCCACCCAAGGGGGCGAGCAGGAGCUGCUUGAUGACCUGCAGAAGAUGUAUCCCAAGAUGUCCAAGGUGUGCCGAGAGCAUGGCAGCAUACAGUGCAGAGUGAAAGGCAGCCAUGAGUCCAUUGCCGAGGCAGGACAGGUGGCCACUUGUGACCUGACGAGGGGCUUGGAGUGCCAGCAAUCCCUCAACCCCCUCGGCUGUAAGGACUACGAGGUGCGAGUGUUCUGCAUCUGCCAGGACAGUGACUGGGACAGCGCGUACCUGACUGACUCCACGACAGUGCCGUCUGUCAGCACACACGCCCUUCCUCCAGAACUCAGCACCACCACAAUGAGGCCGUACCACGACAGAUGCACUGAGAGCAGGAGGCACGAGCCAUGUGCCAUGCCAUGCAACAGGAUCUGCAUGUACUACAAGUUCAUACUGCAGGAAGAGGGAUGGUGCAUGAGUGAUGGCGACUGUGCUCCGGGCUGUGUGGAGCAGAACAAAAAUGUCACCUGCCCUCCCGGCCUGUUCGCCAUCAACCAGGAGCAAUGUGUCCAGGUGGCAGAUUGCAACUGUCGCCUCUCCAACGGACAAGCUCUACCACCUGGUGUGGAGUACCAGGUGAGUGUGUGUGAGCGGUGCAAGUGUGAGGACAACCACCUCAAGUGUUCCCGCCAGCCAGAUUGUGAGGAGCCAACCACCGAGUCCACCACCUUGAUCAUCACCAUGUCCACCCCCCCCACCACCCCCUUGGUUCCUGAAGACCUCAUCACCUUUAAGCCUGUCUGCAACACUUGGUCACCUUUCUACAAGAAGGAGCGGGACACUGAUGGGCUGAUUCUGAGCCUUGAAAUGCUGAACACUCGGGAGGAAUUCCUGUGUGACAACCCCAUAAAUGCCACUUGCAGGGAGGCCUCCACCAAAAUCUCAGCAGCUGACCUGGGCCAGACUCUCACAUGCAACGCUGUGGAGGGCCUCAAGUGCCUCGAUCUUGACAAUGCCCAGGACUGUUACAAUUACGAGAUUUCCUUCUUCUGUCUCUGUGAAAAAGUCUCGACUCCUCCAUCCCAAGUGACGCCCACUGGCCCCACCACCACCCUGGCCCCAUGUGACUCUUGGUCACCAUGGAUUAACAAGGUCAAGCCAUGGCAGACCGAUGGUGACACAGAGUACAGCUCUCUGGAGCAACUCCAGAAUGAGUAUGGCUUCUGUCUGCAGGGCCAACUGGCAGACAUUGAGUGUGUGGAGGAUGCCAGCGGCCGCAACACUGGGGCGGACAGCGGCCUCAGCUGUGACGUGCGUUUUGGCUUCCGGUGCAACAACGCCGCCCAGGCCCGAGGCAGUUGUCUGGACUACAAGAUCAGAUACUACUGCACUUGUGAGACGACCACAACCAUCACCACCAUCCUGCCAGACUUCACCACGCCGCCUCCCAAAUGCUAUCCUGAUAAGUACAUCAACCUCCUCAAGAAUGUGGACGACUCUGCCUUCUUCUCCACCCCCGCCCGAAGCUCCCUCUAUGGGCCCGCCAGUGCACGGCUUUACAAUCCAGACGGCAGCCUCUCCAUGUCCGGAUGGUCUCCAAUGCGCAAUAACCAGGACCAGUUCUUGGAGGUGGACCUGGGUGCUGUGGUGCCCGUCUAUGGUGUGGUGGUGUCCGGCAACCCCCUCACACGGGAGAGAGUCACGGCCUUCACGGUGCAGUACUCCAGGGACGGCCUCAUCUGGUCUGACAUCCCCACUGAUCCGGCAGACUCCUCCAGCCCUCCAAAGGUGUUCCAAGGUGCCCUCAGUCCAACGGAGGAGAAGCAACACAUGUUUGACCAACCCACCGAGAUGCGGCUGAUGAAACUGAAGCCCACAAACUGGUACCGUGCCAUUGCUGUGCGGCUGGAGGUGAUCGGCUGUGAGCUCCCCAUGGUGCCCACAACACCAAGCACGACAGAAAUUCCAAAGUGCGAGGAAGAGAUGGGUGUUGAGAAUGGACUCCUGUCGGAUCUGCAGAUCAUCGUGUCCUCCGUCCUGGAUGACAGGCCAGACUAUUACGGGAAGAGCAACAUUCGCCUCAACACUCAGCCUGACUCCUUCCUGUCGGCCGGGGCUUGGGUGGCAGAGCCUAAACCUGAACAGUUUGUCAGGUUUGAUUUUACUGAGCCAAGCCUGCUGUCCGGGGUGAUGACCCAGGGCCGCCCCGGCUCCCCAGAGUGGGUGGAGUCCUUCACUGUCCGUUACUCCCCAGACGGGAACAGCUGGAGCACCAUCAAAGAGCCAGAUGGCACUGAAAAGGUGUUCACUGGAAACUUUGACAGCGACACACCCGUGGAGAACAAGUUUGACCGGCUCAUCAACGCUCGCUUCCUUGAGCUGCGGCCCAAGGAAUGGAACACCAACAUCGCCAUGAGGGUGGAAGUGCUUGGAUGUUUCCACCCAUACCCCGAGAUGACUACCACACCAGCGCCAGUCAUCACCACCACCCUGCCUCCUCCCCCUUACUGUGUGUCCUGCCCCGGCCUGCCUGAGGAGCACUACACCUACUGCAUCCCCUGCUUUGCCCAGGGAGAACACUUUGACGGCCGAAGCUGUGUGCCGGAGAGCAUGUGUCCGUGCUACAAGGAGGGAGUCAGGUAUGAAGUGGGCCAGGUGUUUGAGAGCAAGGACUGUGAGGAGUGCGAGUGUCUGCUAGGCGGGAAGACAGUCUGUGUCCCCAAGAAGUGUCCACCCUGCGAGGACGACGAGGAGAAAUCCAUCGUGACCACCUCGUGCAACUGUGUGUGUAAGCCGUGUCCUCCAGAGACCAGACUGUGUCCCUCAAGCAACUUCUGCCUUAACGAGACAUCCUGGUGUGAUGGCAUUGAGGACUGUCCUGAUGAUGAGCUGACUUGUACCACCCCCGUUCCAGAGAUCCCAGAGCCGUGCCCGACACCCUUCUGCCCCGAGCACUGGGAGGUGAAGGUGCGGCCGUCCAAAGGCUUCUGCCCCCAGGUGAAGUGUGAGCCGCCCCCCACCCUUGAGACCUGCCCAAGCCCCAUCUGCUUCCCUGAUUACAUUGUUGUCGUCAAGCUUUCGGAGGCUGGCGAUAGAUGUCCCGAGUAUGAAUGCAACCCUCCACUGCCCACCGCAACUGAGCCCCCAACCUGCGAGCCGCCCACCUGUCCUGAGGGUUACGAGGUGCAGGGACACGACUACAUCGAUUACUUGACGGAGGAGUUCCCGGAGGAGGUCCAGAAGGGUGAUGCAGUGUGCUUCCAGUACCGCUGCGAGGCCAAGGAGGUGCCGCCGGAGGGAUGCACUGACCCACACUGUCCCGAAAACUUUGAAAUCUUGUUUGCUGACGUCAGUGUCUUGGGUGAACCGUGUCCUCCGUAUGAGUGUGUGCCGAAAGUGCCCUCCACACCUGUGCCGUGCCCGCCUGUCGAGUGCCCCAACAACCUCACCACCAUGUUCAUCCAAGGCGAGGACCGCUCCGCCUGCCCGCGCUACACCUGUGUGGAGGUGACGCCCGCCCCGACGGUCACCACGCCCACCACUGUGCCUCCCAAGUGUCCACAUGACCAGCAGGAAAUAGCGAUCUGCAGCCUCAACGAGGAGCUGUACCGAGUCAACCCUGUGGAGGAGGAGUGCCCACAGUAUGCCUGCAAGCCUUUGGGCAGCCAACCUGAAGUCACCACAGCUAUGCCAAGGAAACUGGUGCCAGAGUGUAACAUAGAGAGUGGCACUGUCUCCACCUAUGAUGGCAAAAACCUUGAGAUGAAUCUGUGCGACCACAUCCUGGCCCAGGACAAGUUCAACAAGGACUGGGUCUUGGCAGUGAAAAGUAACUGUUCUGAGAGUAAGCAGUGCAGCCAGUAUCUCAGCAUCACCCUCAAGGGGAAGCCACUCGUCCUCCAGCCCGAUCUGAGUGUCUCUUGGGAUGGCCACACGUACACAGUGGAGCAGGUCCAUCGUAUCGGCACCUCCAGCAAGAACUUCAGCAUCUCUCGGGUUGGCAACUCCAUCUACUUCGAGUCCAAAACGUACGACUUCAAAGUGCAGUGGAACGUGGAAAUGAACAUCAAUGUGUCGCUUGGAGGCCAACUGGUGCAGCAGGUGGAGGGUCUCUGCGGGCUCUUUGUGAACGGUGAUGUGCAGGAGAUGGUGAAGCCUGACGGAACACUGGCUCACAACACAAAGGAAUUCAGUGACUCGUGGAGCAUGGACGGAGAGGAAUGCAAGGAGCGGCCCAAGUGUUUACCGGAGCUCACCAGCAAAGCCUUUGAGCUCUGCAACAGAAUCAUGUUAGAGCCAUUCACUGAGUGUCACAAGAUCACUGACCCUUCGCCGUUCCUCAAGAAGUGCUUCAGCACCAUGUGCGAUUGCCUGGCCAGCAAGGGCAACGAGGAGGAGUGCCGGUGCCAGGCCCUCACUCGCUAUGUUUCAAAAUGCCUCGAGAAGAACCCUGAUGUGCCCCUCUCAAACUGGCGCAUCACAACCAAAUGCUACAAAGAGUGCGGCCCAGGAGAGAUCUACCAGGACUGCUUCCGCUCCAAGUGUGAGAAGCGCUGCGAGACACUCCACGAUGAAGGUCUGUGCCCUGAGUACGGCUCCUGCAUCCCUGGCUGCUUCUGUGCCCCCGGCCUGGUGCGCAAGGGUGAGAAGUGCGUCCGGCCCGAGCGUUGCCACAACUGUGUGUGCGAGGGCUACGGAGACCCUCACUACACCACCUUCGACCGCCUCAACUACACCUUCAACGGGGAGUGUUCCUUCGUGGCGGCUCGAGACAAGGAUCCACGAGGCCAACACAAGUUCCAGGUGAUUACCAACAACAAGCAGUGCACGCCUGAGCCAGUGACGGUGUGCACUGAUGCGGUCACCAUCCUGUAUGACCUUCACACGGUGCUCAUUGCUGCCAAGGAGGUGGACGGAGGAGUCACAGUAACUGUUGACAAGGAGAAAGUGGAUGUCUUCCCGUACAGGAACCCUUGGCUGUCCCUUGAGCAGCCAGACUCCUCACAGGUCACGGCAGCCAUUCCUGACAUACAGCUGGAGGUGACUUACUUCUUAGACAACUUUGGCUUUGCCGUCCGCAUUCCAUCCGCCCUCUACUUCAACAAGACUGAGGGACUGUGUGGAAAUUGCAACCAUGACAACAAGGACGACUUUGUGGCUCGAGACACUGGCCUGGUGGACAGUGUGGACGAGUUUGGCAGCAGCUGGCUCCUGGAGGGCGAGCCAGCCAGCUGCGGGAUAAUCAAGAAGGAGGAGAUGUUAUGUAACCUGCUGCCACCUGAAAUUGACCCUUGCCUCACUCUCAUGAAUGAGGAGAUCUUUGGCAAAUGCCACCCUGUGGAGGACCCAAUUGCAUACGUGUCAUCGUGUCAACUAGACUCCUGCGGCAGCCGGGAGCCUCAAGUGGCUGCCUGCCAUGCCCUGGAGGCCUAUGCAAGGCGCUGUGCUGACCUUGACAUUUGUCUUGAUUGGCGAUCUGAUGACCUGUGUCCUAAGACUUGCCAUGGAGGCCAGGAGUACCGUGCAUGCGGCCCCGGCUGUGUGAGUACAUGUGAUAACUAUGAGGACCUCAAAAAGAAUCCAGAUGCUUGUCUUAUUUCAUCUGUGGACGGCUGCACCUGUCCUGAGGGAAUGGUCCUGGACAAGAACACCUGCGUCAACAUGAGCUACUGCAAGACCUGUGAUGACGAGGGUCACCGCAUCGGGGAUGUGUGGCAGACGGAUCCCUGCACCACUUGUGAGUGCACCGACAGAGGCAGCUCCUGCAGCACAAAGACCUGCCCGCACCAGCUGCUCUGUGAAGAGGGAUAUUCUCUGGAGCCGAUCCCUGGCACAGGAGACGCCUGCUGCGGCCCACUGAAGCAGUGCAAGGUGGAGACUCCUGAAAACUGCACCGAGCCCAUAAAGCCCAAGGAUGGCUGUGGCUAUGGCCAGCGCCUCAAGAAGAUAGAAGCUCCAGGUCUGUGUCCUCAGUAUGCCUGUGUCUGCCUGGACCCUGAGAACUGCCCACCACCUGAAGAGCUGAAGGAAGAGGAGCUAGGGGAAGGAGAGGAAAUGGUCCUAGACACGAGUGGCUGCUGUCCAAAGUAUGUGACGCAGUGCACCGGUGAGUGUGCCAACCUGACGUGUCCAACUUUCCAUAACCUGGUGAAAGAGGAGCUGCAGGAGGGCGAGUGCUGCCCCAAAAAAAGAUGUGAGUUACCACCGGAUGUGUGCAUCUACACCCACCAGUUCACAGAGGAUGAGGAGGACACCCAGCAGUCUGCCACCCCGGACAACAAGAAGCUGUACAAGGUGAAUGAGACGUGGCAGGAUGGUAACUGCCUCAACUGUGUGUGCAAGGAAGGCCGAGAUAGGCGACCAAACCACCAGUGUGCCCAGACAACUUGCCCAAGUGUGUCAGAUCACCCUGACCAAGGGGAUUACCAGCUGGAGGUGGUGGAGGUGCCCGGGUCCUGCUGCCCCAACAUAGUGAGGUCGGCUUGUAUCGACGACUAUGAAGUGAUUGAGAUUGGAGACACUUUAAAUGAUCCCUUGAAUGGCUGUAGAAGUGUUGACUGCAUCAAGACUCCUGCAGGCAAGGUAGAAAAGAUAGAAAAGAUCUUCUCGUGUGACGAGGCGUGUGCGCUGGGCUGGGUGUACGAACCCUCGCCGCUCUACCCCCAGCAGUGUUGUGGCCAGUGUGUGCAGGUGUCGUGCAUCACAAACGGGGAGGUGAAGGCUGUAGGGGAGACUUGGCUCUCUGAUGACCUGUGCACCACUUACUCCUGUGUCAAGAACAGCAAUGACCAAAUUCAGAUCCAGGCCGUUGAGGUGCAGUGUGCCCAGCCCACCGAGGCGGAGCUGGCCCUCUACACGUACCAGACAGAGGAGGUGCCAAACCAGUGCUGCCCUGCUGUCACCCGCACAGCCUGCCUCCUGGAAGAGAGCCAGAUUCCAGCGGGUGAAGAAGUGCAGGACCCCAAUGACAGCUGCACCACCAUCAGCUGCACUGUGGGAGCUGACGGUAAUGUGACAAGGAGGGAGAAGGAGACAACUUGUGACAGCAACUGUGACCUCGGCUACAUAUACAAACCACCAGCAUUUGGCAGUCAGGACUGCUGCGGCCACUGUGUCAAGACGCACUGUGUGGACAACGGCAAUGUGUUCUCCCUUGGUGAGCGAUGGGAGAGUGAGGGAGACGCCUGCUACGAGUAUAGCUGUGACUUGCGCAAUGACCUGCCCACAAUACUGGCCGUCAAAAAGGAGUGUCCGUUCUUUGACCCCGAGUGCCCUGAGGAGGAGAUAAUGCUGGACGAAUCUGGAUGUUGCAAGCUGUGCAAUGUAACAUUGUUGCCUAAGAGGGACUGCAAGCCCAAGGCCAUUCCUCCCGUGGAGACAAUAGGCCUCUUCCAGCUGUCCACGUGGCGGGUGGGAACCUGCAAAAACCCCAACCCUGUGCCAGACUUUAAAAUGUGUUCUGGCCACUGUGACUCCUCCACAGAGUACAAAGGACAAGGGAGACAGGCCAAGUACGACUCCACUUGCUACUGCUGCAGACCGUCCAGGUUUGAGAAGAUCCGCAUCCAGCUGAACUGCGACUCCGGUGUGACCUUCAGCCCCGUGUAUGACAACAUUGUGGAGUGCCAGUGCCUGGAGUGUGGCGGCACCUCCCCAGAGUAUGCUGCUGAUGAGCCGGUGCUGGACGACGACACUGAAUUCUUUUCCUUGGCCGAUGAAAAUGUUGACCAGUAGCUCUCAUUCACCCCCAGCCUCGUCCUAGUAAAGCAGCUUAUGUAAGCAAAACUUUCAUUCACCAGCUGAUCAGAGACACUCGAGUUGGGACAAAAUUCCCAUGUGGCAAAACAGUCUGAUCCCAUUUUUUUCUCUUCACUUAAAUAAUUGUGCAUUGUGACUGAAAUACAGGCCCAUAGCCAUGACUUUAAAUUAAAGGGGGGGGGAUCUCUUGUCAAAGGAAAGCUUUACUUGUUUAUACUUUCUUCCUAUGUAUACAUUCAAGCAUUCAUAUAUGCAAAAGAACUUCCAGGGGGGCUUGAGAGUUUUUUGGAGGAACCAAGUCCCCCCCCCCCUAAAGCCCCCCAUGGCUGUGAACCUGUCAGAACAGAUUCUCUCUCUCUCUCUCUCAUACAACGAUACCAUGUACCUACUUUAUGAUUGUGAUUACAAUGCCACGGCCUCAUCUCUCAACCCCAGCACCUGACUCCAAAGUAAGAAUUAGCUGCAGUCAUAGUCCUGAUCGCUGUCCUCCCUGCUGCCUGCCGCCCUUCAUUCUGUAAAUAGUUGCAUCUAAGUGUUUGCAAGGAAAAAUGUACAAAAAAAAAAAGCAAGGAAAAAGUACAAAAAAAAAUGCUUAUCCAAAAUAAAAGGAAUCUUGUGAUAAAACUCAA